ACAUGAAGUACCUACCCAACUUCCACUACACGCUUGAAUCAUCUUUACCGGCGAUUAAACCCUCUGUAGAAGAAUAUCAUCUAUAACAAUCCGCUUACUCGUGGCUACUUGCUAUUCUUCCAUCCCAACAGUUAGGAAAAGUGCGGUUCCAUACUGAUAUUCAACUGUCUUGGAAUCUGGAUUGCCGAUCGACGUGUACACAGUAAUGUAAAUGGUCUACUGGGUCUCUACUAGUGAUAGAUUGAGUUGAAUACAUCGUUAUCUUAGCCAGUAAAUUACGACCAAAUUCAUUCAAGACAAGACGUAAAUAGACACUUCUAAGGACUAUUUGUGGUUAAUUUUCUAUUUACCUCAGACUGGAUAUUUCUAAUUCAAUCCAAAGUGUUUCCUCGCUUCAACAAUUAUCCUCAUUCUCCUCGUUUACAUAAACUGGCCAUGGAAAAAAAGCUGUGACAAUCGAUCUCGUUUGUAAAAUCGUCGCCCUCUCUGCGUUGUUUAUCUUUUGAUUUACAAUUUUAACUAUGAGAUUUACUCCAAAAAGAUUUGCCCGUCUAGGGCUUUUGAUAUUUUCAUGCAUUGUGCUAUAUAUUAUUGUAAAUGUAGGGCGACACAAGUCCAAUUUAGACACUUUUUCAAACGAUGAUACCAAUGAACAGCUGGGACCUAUGUUGUUAAUCGACGAUUUUGAAACCCCUGAAAAACAUAAAAUAUCGAGAAGUGGCCCAGGUGAAGGAGGAGAGCCAGUAGAGACUAAACCUGCCGAAGAAUCGAAAAAACAAGAAGCAUACAGUGAAUAUGGUUUUAACCAGCUUGUGAGUGACCGAAUUUCAUUGGAGCGAUCUAUAAAAGACACAAGACAUGACGAGUGCAAAAAGCGAAAAUACCCUGUCGACUUACCCAAAGCAAGUGUCGUCAUAGUAUUCCAUAAUGAAGGAUGGUCCACACUUCUACGAACAGUACAUACAGUCCUCCUUAGAUCUCCAGCGCAUCUUCUUCAAGAGAUAGUUAUGGUGGAUGAUUUUAGCUCUAAAGAGCACUUAAAAAAGAAGCUUGAGGAUUACACAACCAAACUAGGAAAGAUUAAAAUAGUCCGCACAACUGAAAGAGUUGGUCUGAUCAAAGCAAGAGUCAUUGGAGCAGACAAUUCCAUUGGUGAAAUAAUCAUAUUCCUUGAUGCACACUGUGAAGCUAACAAGGGUUGGCUUCCACCUCUACUAGAAAGGAUUGCAUUGGAUCCUCAUACAGCAGUGUGCCCUACAAUAGACUUUAUCGAUCACAAUACAUUCCAGUACAAACCCAUGGACCCUUAUAUUAGAGGAACUUUUAAUUGGAGAUUUGAUUACAAGGAAAGAUCACUCACACCUGAAAUGAUGGCUCGACGAAAGGAUGCUACUCAGCCUGUAAAGUCACCAGUGAUGGCAGGAGGCUUGUUUGGAAUUAAUAGACUAUAUUUUAAAGAACUGGGACAAUAUGAUCCUGGAAUGUACAUCUGGGGAGGAGAACAAUAUGAAAUUUCUUUUAAGCUUUGGCAAUGUGGAGGUCAGCUAGAGAACAUCCCUUGUUCCAGAGUAGGCCAUGUCUACCGUCACCAUGUACCUUAUACCUACCCUAAACACGAUGCCACCCUUGUUAAUUUCCGUCGCGUGGCCGAAGUUUGGAUGGAUGAAUAUAAAGAGUGGCUGUAUGACCGAAGACCAGACCUCAAGAGUGUAGAUCCUGGAGACAUUAGUGACAGAAUUGCUCUCAGGAAUAGGUUAAAAUGCAAGAGCUUUAGAUGGUAUUUGGAGAAUGUUGCAAACGAUACAGUGAAAACUGCGUAUGAGCCUCUUAGGGCAAAUGGUGCUAUACGUAACCCUGCUAGUAACCUUUGUAUAGAUAGUAUGGGACGUAGGAGUGGCAAUGUAGGAUUGCAAGCAUGUCAUGGUCAGCAGGGAAACCAGGCAUUCCAAUAUACUUACAUUAAAGAAUUUAGGUUCGACGAGACGUGUUUUGACGUCCAUGACUACGUGUCUGGUGCUAAAGUAGAUUUAUUUCCAUGUCACGAGAUGAAGGGGAACCAAGAAUUUGAAUAUACCAAGGACAAGAAAAUCCGUCAUCUUACAUCUGGGAUGUGUCUAUCAGCUGCCGGGCAUAACGACUACCCGGUAAUGGAAACGUGUUCCAGUUCCGCAGACCAGAUCUGGGAGCUCACAAUGUCGGAUAUGUCCGACAUACCUCCUCUCUAUAGAAAAUUCAUGAGUAUGAAAAAACAUCUGGCAAUAUUCAUCCUCACUGCUCUGGGAGAGAACUACAUUACACCAAAAGUCUGCCCUGAUAGAGCUCCUUUCAAGGAUGACAGUGGUGAAUUCACGAGUCCAGGCAGCCCCAAAGGAUAUUUGAAUAAUACUCGUUGCACUUGGGACUUUGAAGUCGCACCGUUAGCUAAAGUCCAGAUCAUCUUCAAAGACUUUGACGUUGAACCCAGUAAAGACUGCGCGUAUUAUGACUACAUCAAGGUUACAGAAAACUGUGAUGGCUCUUGGAAGGCAGUCACUUCCCCUGCUUAUCCGACUAAACAAACAUUUUGUGGUAACCUAACUGUAUUCAACGUUACAUCCAACUGUGGCCGAGUGAGGGUAGAGUUUAAGUCCGAUGACUCCAUGACUGGAUGGGGUUUUAAUGCGUCGUACAAGAUCAUCAGAGAUAAACAGGCUCCGAAGAUCACGUGUCUUGGUCGUGACUGCAACGAUACCCAGUAUGAAAUCGCUGAAAAUGAUGUCCAAAUCGACUGCCGAGCCGAAGGGUAUCCUCCAGCACAGUUCUAUUGGACCAAACAUGGCGGGAGUUUGCCUUUUAACAAACGUAUAGAGUUUAACGGUACUCUUCGCUUGCCCAAAAUCAAAGAGAGCGAUACUGGGACCUACGAAUGUUACGCGAAUAAUUCCCAAGGAUCUGCGAAGAAAACAGUUGUUCUUCAUGUGUAUGAACGAUGCACGUGUCCAAAGGUCAUCAAGACAAACUGGUACAGCCUACCACCUUACAUGAACGAGCAAAACAUCGACAAGAGCAUUUUCAAGCAACUGCUCGAAGAAAUAUUUUCCAAAUGUUGUGGAAACUGUUCCAACGGCCACGGCCCUAGCACUAUCGACUUUGGCAACGGCGCAAUGAAAAAUUCACUUGUUGAAGUCAAGGACAGCUUGGCUGCCCCAGAUACUAUAUCUUUCCCAAUUCCAGGGAAAAAAGACGACACGGAAUACCAAAAUUCCUUCAAAUUCUUGUCCAUCGUCAGCUCCCCUGGAAUUGCUUUCAUAGUAGUAAACGAUGAACCAGGAACCUCUGCUCGUGCUGUUUUUAAAUCUGUUCUUGGAGGCUGGCCUGUACUGCUUCUGACAAUGAUUAUGGCAUUACUUUCUGGCAUGAUUAUGUGGGCUCUGGACACAUGGAAUAACCCGGAUGAAUUCCCGCGCUCCUUCAUCAAAGGUACUGGAGAAGGAUUCUGGUGGGCUUUUGUUACCAUGACAACAGUUGGUUAUGGUGAUCGAUCCCCAAGAGGCUACUUUGCUCGUAUUUUUGCCAUCAUCUGGGUUCUUGUUGGAAUUGUCAUCACAUCCAUCUUUACUGGCGUCGUUACCACUUCACUAACAGCCAUUACACUUUCAACAGAGACGUCGCUAUACGGAACCACGGUCAUUGCGAUCCAAAACUCCACAGAAUACAAGUUUGGCCUAAAUAAGAACGCUAAGGUCACAGGUGCCAUCAACUUAGAAGAAGUCGCAAACCGGCUCAAAAAACGAGAAUUCAAGGGCGCUCUCGUCGAUACCUACGUAGCAGGGGAAGUCAAAGACUUCGAUGAUCCCUCUCUGCGCGUCAGUAAGAUCAUUGAUUAUGAUUCUCACUAUGGCAUCGUGUUCGGUGAUGAGUCUGGUGCACCAUUGGCAAAGAGUAAAUUCCAGACUUGCAUGGCUGAUUACGUCUCAGAAACAAAGGCUGACAUAUUCAAGAGAGUUGAGUCCUUAACGAAGCCAUUAGAGAAACCAAAAGACAGCGAGGCAGUUGAGAAGUCAUCUGGACUGUUCGAUGCAGACUCAGAGCUAUUCAAAUCCUCUGUCUACACUUGCCUUGGUAUGCUGCUGUUCCUUGCGGCGUGUGGAAUCAUUUGGGAUUAUGGCUACAUGAGACACUGGAGAGGCCAUUCAGAACUAG
This is a messenger RNA of Actinia tenebrosa (Australian red waratah sea anemone), 4182 nucleotides long. RefSeq lists its product as uncharacterized. The record is from RefSeq and is a predicted model, not a curated record. Lineage: Eukaryota; Metazoa; Cnidaria; Anthozoa; Actiniaria; Actiniidae.